AUGCGACGUAAAGAAGCAAUCAUUGUGUACCGGUUACCAUGGACUUGGAAAUGCAGCAAAUUCCUGAUGAAAUUAAUCCAUGCUGGGUUAAAUACCAUCGCUCUGGUGCUUGCAGUUAUUGCUCUGGUGGCUGUUUGGGAUUUCCACAAUGCCAAGAAGAUUCCCAACAUGUACAGUCUGCACAGCUGGGUCGGGCUGACGGCUGUCAUUUGUUAUGCUCUGCAGCUUGCUCUAGGUGCUGCUGUCUUCCUGCUUCCCUUUGCUCCCAGUUCCCUCCGGGCAACCGUGAUGCCAAUUCAUGCCUAUUUCGGCCUUCUAAUCUUCGGAACGGUGAUUGCAACAGCCCUCAUGGGAAUCACGGAAAAACUUAUUUUCGCUUUAAAAAACCCUAAAUAUAGUGAUUCCCCCCCGGAGGCCAUCUUUGCCAACGUUCUUGGUGUCCUGAUUUUGGUCUUUGGUGCUGUUGUUUUGUGGAUGGCAACAAGGCCCCACUGGAAGCGCCCGCAGGAGCCGGAUUUGAAAAUCUCUCACCGAAAUGGAGGAACGGAGGGGUCGACUAUGACGGACUGCAGCAACGCGGAGAAGUCUGACGUGGAGUUCAACAGCGAGGCAGCCAGAAAACGCAACCUGAAACUUGACGAAGCUGGUCAGAGGUCAACCAUGUGAAAGUGUUGGGUGCUACAGCCAUACAUCUCUCAGUACCAAAAGGGCUAUUUCUCUCCCUCGCCCCUUUAGCUGUGCAACAACACAAUAUAUUUUGCUUGCUUAGUG
Molecule: messenger RNA, 771 nt
Organism: Lacerta agilis (Sand lizard)
Lineage: Eukaryota; Metazoa; Chordata; Lepidosauria; Squamata; Lacertidae
Product: cytochrome b reductase 1
Exons: 4
Coding region: 1-666 (221 amino acids)
Cellular component (GO): lysosomal membrane
Molecular function (GO): oxidoreductase activity
Source: RefSeq, a predicted model, not a curated record